AUGUCCUCCCCGAACAAAGCGUGGGCUGCCCUCGUCACGCGCCCAAACUAUGUUCCUGGCCUCCUCGCGCUCCACCGCACCCUCGUCUCCGUCUCGGCGUAUCCGCUCGUCGUCCUUGCCACCGACUCGCUGGAUGAGGAACACCGUGCCGUCAUCCGGCGACGUGGCAUGGAGGUGAUCGACAUUGAUCAUCUCAAGCCUGCCGAGGGUGCGCACGCCGGCUUUGACGCCAAGUUUGAUCGGUUCCAUGACACUUGGACAAAGCUCCAAGUCUUUGGCCUCGCCCAGUUUGAGCGCCUCAUCCUUAUUGAUGCCGACACAAUCUUCCUGCGCGGUAUGGACGAGCUGUUCGACAUUCCUCUCGCUGAGGACGAGAUUGCAGCGUCACCGGCGUGCACUUGCAACCCGUUCAAGUUCCCCCACUACCCGGCCGACUGGGUUCCGGCAAACUGCUCGCUGUCACAUCAGUCCCGCCCGACUGAGCUCCACAAUGUCCCACAGCCCAAGCCUGACGCGCCUCGUACUGCCCACUUGCUCAACUCGGGCGUGGUUGUCCUCCGCCCCUCGACGCAGAUUAUGGACCGUCUUGUCGACCACCUCAACACCUCCCCCACAAUUGCGGAUGCCCAGUUCCCCGACCAGGAUGUCCUCGCCGAGGUGUUCCGCGGCAAAUGGCGUGUCCUUCCCUGGUGGGCCAACUCGCUCAAGACUGAGCGUGCGGUACACAAGAACAUUUGGGCAGACGACGAGGUGCGCCUGCUGCAUUACAUUCUGGAAAAGCCAUGGUCGAAGCGUCCUUCCCAAGCAAUCACACGCGACCUCGUCACUCCUGCUAUUAAUGGUCACGGACGUCCCCCCCUUCCAUACGGCCUGCUGGAGGCUGUACGCAGCACUCCAGACCAGUCCAGCAUGACCGACUACGAUGACCUGCACUCCUGGUGGUGGGCGGUGUACGACGAGUUGAUCAAAGAGAUGAAGGCGACAGGCGGCGACGACUGGGUCGUUGUGGAGAAGUGGGUAGCCAACGAGUAG
Apiotrichum porosum is the source of this 1032-nucleotide messenger RNA. RefSeq lists its product as uncharacterized. The record is from RefSeq and is a predicted model, not a curated record. Gene Ontology annotation, molecular function: glycosyltransferase activity. The coding region runs from base 1 to 1032 and encodes 343 amino acids. The transcript has 2 exons. Lineage: Eukaryota; Fungi; Basidiomycota; Tremellomycetes; Trichosporonales; Trichosporonaceae.